Perognathus longimembris pacificus (Pacific pocket mouse) is the source of this 3333-nucleotide messenger RNA. It is a transcript of the gene Ccdc68, whose product is annotated as coiled-coil domain containing 68. Gene Ontology annotation, biological process: intracellular signal transduction. The transcript is spliced from 11 exons. The record is from RefSeq and is a predicted model, not a curated record. Lineage: Eukaryota; Metazoa; Chordata; Mammalia; Rodentia; Heteromyidae. Bases 1997 to 3025 code for a protein of 342 amino acids. Gene Ontology annotation, cellular component: intracellular anatomical structure.
UCAGUACUGAUGGGAGUUGAAUAACUCAGUAUGGAACUUGCAAAGACACCUUCAAUAGUUGAGCAAGAUUAGGCUUACAGGAAGAAUAAAUGAGGGCCCUCCUGUUGCUAACACUAGCCACCACUGCUCACCUUUCUACCAUUUGGCAAGAAGUACCACCCUGUGCCACACUAUCCAUUUCCUAACUGGUAACUUCUUUUCACCUUCCGCAGCUUCACCAACGUAGCUGGCUAAUCCCUAGGGCCAUUUCUAGAGUGUACCCUCAGCUGCUGGGUCUAGGCGCUGGGCUGUCUGGGUUCCAGCUAAAGCGACAGGAAAAAAAUGAGCCAGGGACCUGAAGGACUCAUGUUCACUUCUCAGAUUUGCAUCUGGGAAGAAGUAUCAGGGGUUAGAUAGGUACACAAACCAAUCAGCCACCAUAAUGCUCUUCAGUCAGAAGCACAGGAGUGGCUGAGGAUGGUACUGGGCUAUCUUCUGGGAUUUCUGGCUCCCUGUCUAGAUGAACCAUGUAGCAUUUGACAGAUCCAUAGAAUGUGCUAGAGGCUUCCUGUCUUCCAACCCCUGAGAGAUCAGCCAAGCCAUAACAAGAUUUCUUUUAAUGUGACAAAUGGAAGUCUGUAAAUAUUCCAGACUACUUUGUGGGGGAGAGACAAAUGGAGAAGGAAAGAACCUUGUGACAUAAAAAAAUUAAGACAAGACAAGGCUGCCCUGGGGGCCGUGAAAUUCUUAGUGUACUACUCUAGCAAACUCCAGCCUCUCCUUUGCUUCUAUCUUUCCUGGACUCCACUUUUCUAGUUAGUCACUAUCUAAAAUAACCUUUAUCUCCCUAAUCAUCAUCCAGUGCCCUCUUUCCAGGCCUGCUUCCUUCACUGCUAGUCACUAACAUUUCUUCCUUUGAUCAUUUCCUUGAUGCCCUGAUUUUCUUCAUUAUUUGCCCCAGGAUGUCUACCACAUUUGUUACUCCCGUGGGUCUUCCCCUGUACUGAAAUCCUAUGGAAACAAGGUCUUCAGCCGCUCUGCCUGUAGCCUAAACCUAACACAGUGGUGUUCAGUAAAUAUUUACUACCGAAAGGCUGCAUCAGGGCUAAGAAUGGAAAUGCCUUUGUUAUGAUCUCUGGACUAUAAACAGUCCUCGGAAAGUUUCCUGGGCUGUUCUAGUUACAUCUACAGUGACCCUGUUUUCUAGACCUUUACUAUGGUGUUCUGAGGGUACUACUCUGAACACAUUCCAGCCUACUUCUGAGACAGUGGCUUCAUUCUCUUUCAGUCACAUUCAGAGAUGAGCUAUUGGAGCUUAGAACUCCAACUUAUGAAUCUGAAGGGAGGUGAGAAGAUUCACCUUCCAACGAAGUGUUAUUUGUGUUUAUGCCAUAAAAUAGUGUCGUGGGUUUAGUUACAGUAUCGUGGAUGUCUAAUGAUGUGUUGGUUGAUCACCCAGAAUACAAUUUACAAUGAUAAAUAUGCUUCACUGUAUAGGUUGUAAAUGAUUCAUUAGAUAUUGGUAUCAUUGGUUAGGGAUGUUGACAAAUUAUUGAUGCAUUAGCAAUAAAAAAAAAUCAUCACUAUGGAUUUGUUAGUCUGAAAAUCCCCUAAAGCAAAUUUUCCUUUAUGACACAGCUCAGACUGCAGACUAUUAAAAAUAUUACCUGGUUCCCCCGUGCAGGGAAGAAAACCAUGCAGACUGCUUGUCAGUGUUAAUUAUGGAUAAUGGUCUCAUAUUUUAUUUAAUCAUUUGACAAAUGUGCAAAUCAUUUAUUAUGUAUUAUAUGUGCUUAAGUGCUUGACAAAUAUUAACUCACAAACAACCCCAUGUUGGUUAUUAUGAUCAAUAAUUCAUAUUAUCUGCAUUUUACUGUGAAUAUAACUAAGGCCCAGAGAAGGUAAGGAACUUGCUGAGGGUGACACAGUUUACUUUCAACAGAAGGAAGCUGUGAAACUAGGCAGGUCACCAUUGAAUCUUUCAGCUGUAGGAGCCUCUUCCUUUGAAGAAAGCUUCAUGGAACAAAUCAAAUUCACAAUGACAACAGUAAAGGUGACUACAGAAGUUCCCCCGAGAAGUAUAAUAGAAGAUAAUUUUGCUGUGUAUGAGUCUACAUCGGCACACAUUACGGAAGAAACAGAAUAUGUGAGAAAGAUUCGAACUACUCUGGAAAAAAUCCGAAAUCAAAUGUUUAAAGAUGAAGUAGGACAUAAUAGCACCAAUCACAAACUAGAGGCAAAGCUCUAUGAAAACAUUCAAAAUGGCUCUGAUUCUAAAAUAGACCCUUCUUGUGGCAGCUUCGACUUGCUCAUGCAAAAAUUGCAAGGAAAAGACCUGCAGCUGCUUGAGAUGAACAAGGAGAAUGAAGUCUUGAAAAUCAAGCUGGAAGCAUCCAGAGAGGCAGGGGCAGCAGCUCUGAGAAACGUGGCCCAGAGAUUAUUCGAGAACUACCAGACACGAGCUGAAGAUGCGAGGAAGCGGCACGAGGACAGCAAACAUUUACUCCAGGUUAACAAGCUUGAGAAAGAACAGAAAUUGAAACAGCAUGUUGAAAGUCUGAAGCAAGUUGCUGAAAAACUUGAAGAGAAACACAAUCAAAUCACAGAACUGGAGAAGCUGGUGCAGAGGAUGGAAAUGGAAAAGAAAACGCUGCUAGAAAGAAAACUGUCAUUGGAGAGCAAGCUUCUGCAACUCAAAGCCAAUGCUACAUACGCUAACAGUUGCCAGGAUCUUCAGGUGGAGAUUUCCAUCCUCCAGGAGCAGAUCUCUCAUUUGCAGCUUGUGAUUCAGUCUCAGCAUCACAACCUACGCAGCGUCAUCCAGGAGAUGGAAGGAUUAAAGAAUAACUUAAAGGAACAAGAUAAAAGAAUUGAAAGUCUGAAAGAAAAAGUCAGCUUACUUGAAGCCCAGAACAAAGAACUAAAAACCAAGGUGGCACUUUGGUCUGACACCCCUAGGACAAAAGUAUCGAAAGCUGUCUCUACAAGUGAAUUGAAGACUGAAGAUCCUUCUCCCUAUUUCAUGUUGAUUAGGCUCCGGAAAUGACCUGGUUGGAUAAAGAUUGGAUUGAGAGAGACUAUGUGGAUCUUAUUUAUUCCUUUCAUGUUAAAAUGGCAACAUGUCAGUGUUCAUAUGGAUUUUAUUAUACAUCAAAACUCAGCAGGAAGACAACAUUCCAGAAUAUCAAACAAAUGUGUAUUUGAGCGAAAGAAUUCUUUCUUUAGAACUUACUAAACACCCAGAGAAACCAGGUGCUUACUCAUAAGGGAAAGUCAAUUACAUUUUUAACUUAAGAAAAGGAAGUCUGUAUCUUAUUAUUUGUUUUGUGAUCAAGAAACAUAAGGGUUUCAUUU